AACAAAAAUUUUGCGGAAAAUUUUAUUUUUUUGAUAAAUGGCGCGAAUUUGGGACGACGAAUUUUCCUCGUAAAAUGCAAUAAUGGGCUAUUUACAAUUCAGCUGCAAGUGAUAAGUGGUGAAGAUGUGGAACUAAAUAUGGUCAACGUUACGAGAUUGGCAUGACAUUAUGAGCGGAAUUCAGUCGAGUAUGCCUCAGGCCGUCUCGGCACAGUACGAUGCUCAAGAGAAAAUCGGCGAGGGUACUUAUGGGAUCGUAUACAAGGCCUGGGAUAUCAUACAACAGAGAUACAUCGCACUGAAGAAGAUUCGAGUUGAAUCCUACGUUGAGGGGAUUCCAUCUACAGCUCUGAGAGAAAUAUCUUUACUGAAGGAAUUGGAUCAUCCGAAUAUUAUUCAUUUAAUCGACGUUAUAUAUGCUGCCAAUAGAUUGUAUCUAGCUUUCGAGUAUUUGGAUAUUGAUUUGAGGCAAUUCAUCGACUUAUCCUCUGGGCCUAUACCUCCUCAAUUGAUUAAGAGUUUCAUUUAUCAAUUACUGAAUGCUCUCCACUACUGUCACACCAAUCGAAUUGUUCAUCGUGAUUUGAAACCACAUAAUUUAUUAAUCGACGGAGAUGGUCAUAUUAAACUGGGUGAUUUUGGACUCGCACGCAGUUUCGGUUUGCCUUUGAAAACAUUGACUCACGAAGUUGUAACUUUAUGGUAUCGAGCACCUGAAAUCUUAUUAGGAUGUAAAGUUUACACAAUGGCUGUGGAUUUGUGGAGCCUGGGAUGUAUUUUUGCCGAAUUGUUUAGGAAAAAAGCCUUGUUCGAAGGUGAUUCUGAAAUCGACCAGUUAUUUCGUAUAUUUAGAACACUCGGAACACCCGAUGAAGAUGUAUGGCCUGGAGUCACGAUCCUGAAAGAAUACAAACCUCUGUUUCCUCGUUGGGAACCUCAAUAUUUGGGCGAUUUCUUACCAAGUGUCGAUAAAGAAGCUAUCCCCGUGUUGGAGAAAAUGUUGAAAUAUGAUCCGAGUAAAAGAAUGUCUGCCAAAGGGAUCCUCGAUGAUCCGUAUUUCGAGAACGUUACAUUAGUCAAAACUAUUCAGUUGGAAGAAGUCGUUCGAAAAAAAGAAGAAUAUUUGAAAAGAAAUCGUAAUAAUUAGUCAUCGUUAUUAUCUUUUUCAUCCUAUGGAUAAAAUGAACAUGCGACAGAUACUUUGUUACCAACUUGCGAUUUGCUUCUUACCGUCUCAUUUUUGUAACGUUCGUUUUUCAUAUCAUUUUGAAACAUUCAUUAGGACACUUGUGUCUAAUUGUGAACGAAUAAUCUAGUGAUAUUUAUUAUUUAGUUAACGUAAUAAUAUAUUUGAUAUUUUCACCUAUUCGGGGUGACAUUGAUAUUGAAAUUUAAAAUUUCUCUAAGUUUAAUUAAUAAUCUCGAGUCAAGAUGAAUUGUUGUCAGUGGGUACUUAUCAUGUUUGUCAGCACCACGUAAGGGAUAUUGUAAAUGUGAACGAAUUAAUUCAUAUCAUUUUGACCUCAUGUCUUUUUGGUGUUGCUAGCAAUGACGAGGAUAACUUUAAUUUAAUUAUUUUUUUCUCAAGGUAUCUCAGAAUAUGAUAAAUUAUUUUCUUAUUUGUAUAUUUACCUAGUUCAUAAUUUUUAUUUACUUUUGGUUAAACACUUUGCAAUAAUAAAAAUUGAUUUUUCAAAGA
Messenger RNA from Planococcus citri (citrus mealybug), 1699 nucleotides. RefSeq names its product cyclin-dependent kinase 2-like. The transcript has 6 exons. The record is from RefSeq and is a predicted model, not a curated record. The coding region runs from base 170 to 1147 and encodes 325 amino acids. Gene Ontology annotation, biological process: protein phosphorylation; signal transduction; regulation of gene expression. NCBI's taxonomy places the organism in Eukaryota, Metazoa, Arthropoda, Insecta, Hemiptera, Pseudococcidae. Gene Ontology annotation, molecular function: cyclin binding; cyclin-dependent protein serine/threonine kinase activity; ATP binding. Gene Ontology annotation, cellular component: cytoplasm; cyclin-dependent protein kinase holoenzyme complex; nucleus.